GGCGCCAGGGGGAGGCGGGCCAAGCCGGCGGCCGGCCGCUGCCUCCUCCCCAGCAGCCGCGGCCCCCCGGAGCUGGGGGCAGGGCUGAGGCCGGGGCGGGGGAGCGCGGCGGGGGACUGAAUCGUGUCUCUGUGCAUAGGUGAGCCCGAUGUGGAUUCGCCGGCUGGGCGAGGGGCAGCGCGGCGGUCCUUAGCUGUUCCCCCGGAGCCGGCGAGGCCCUGUGUGUGUGCGGGGUGGGAGACAUGGACUCGGCAGAGCCCGCGGGCGCCGCGGGUGGAGACCUUUCGGCGGAUCGGGCCGCGGCCAGCCGUCUUCGGUGCGGGGAGGAGGAGCCGGACAAGGAGGGAGAGGAUGCGGGAGGGAAGAGCGGCGGCUGCUCCUGGGAGCAGAGCCUGAACCCCGAGCUGCAGCAGGGAUACCGCAUCUUGCGCGAGUUUCUCCUGGAGAAGUACCGACCUCUGACAGCCCCGUUCUUGAAGCCCCUCGCGGAUCAGGCAUCUGUAACGGAGGAAGGAGCUGGCUGCCUCUCGGGUCGUAACAGCAGUCACUCCUUUCAGCAGCUGCCAGCUGAAAUGUGGCUGUUGAAAAUGGAAGAGAAAUUUUCCAGUGGGCAGUACACAGGAAUAGAGGAUUUUGUGGGUGACUUCCGGCUAAUGCUGGAGACAUGUUACCGGCUGCACGGUGUAGAUCACUGGCUCUCCAAACAGGCCCAGAAGCUGGAGAUGAUGCUGGAACAGAAGCUGGCACUGCUGUCCCGGCAUUUGAGAGAGAAAACAUCAAUAGCUGUAACAUCUAGAGGCUGCUAUGGACUGGAAGAUGAGAAAGGAAUAGCUUGCAUUUCAACAAGACGUCGUUCCAUGCCUCGCAAUUUAAUAGGCUUGUCAACAGGCCUGUUUGAGUCUGUGAUGGUUCAGGUUCUAAGACAAGAGGAACAGCUGAAAGCAAAAGAGGAAAAGAGGCUGAGAGAGCAAGAAAGAAAAGAAGCAGAAGAAGCUAGUCAAAAAGAAAUAGAAGAAUGGGAAAAGUCACUUCUAGCUCAAGCAGCACCUACAAGGAUGGAGACAAUGUGGGAGAUUCCAGCUAUUGGUCAUUUUCUUUGUUUAGCACAACAGAUUUUAAAUUUACCUGAAAUAGUAUUCUAUGAAUUGGAACGUUGCCUUCUGAUGCCUCAGUGUAACGCUUUUUUAUCCAAAAUAAUGACUUCUUUGUUAAGUCCUCCUCAUCGCAGAUCUACGUUACAUCGCAGGCCUACACUUUCUUACAGGACUUGGGAAGCAGCUCUGAGACGGAAAGUACAACACUGGUAUACUGUUGUAGGGCAGACUGACAAUCCUAACAGUUCUGCAGAAAAACUUGGAUUGUGUCCUCAGUUUUUCAAAGUCCUUGGAGAAGUUAGUCCCUUGGAGAAAAAACCGUUUCAUGAGCUACCAUUCUACCAAAAAGUGUGGCUGUUGAAAGGUCUCUGUGAUUUUGUGUAUGAAACACAAAAGGAUGUUCAGGAUGCUGUGCUAGGUCAGCCUAUCCACGAAUGUAGAGAAGUAAUUCUUGGUUAUGACUACUUGGAGAAUGCUUAUGUUCAUUUUCCUCAGUUCUGUGGUGCAGAUGUUCGGAUUUACAAACAAAAACCUUUCCAGGCUCCUGAAUUCCCAUCCCCUACCAUCAAAGUUAAAAAAGUGUCACGUAUUAAAUUGGAGAAAGUAAAACAUGAAUAUGUAAGCAAAAGCAAUGGGGAGGUCAGUUCUGGUGGCAGAGAAGAGCAUCAUUCCAAGACAGAAUUAGAGAAAAGUAUGGACUCCAUUGUUAUCUGUCCAGAAAAAAAAACACAUUUAAAUACCUUUAGAGUAACUGCAGAUGAGAUUAACUGUGAAAUCAAGACUUCAGCAGCCUACAACAUCAACAAAUCUGGUUGCUAUAAAGAGAACUUGAGGAAUUUGAUUAGUUCUGGAGAGAUUGUUGAUAUGGGCGCUCACCCUGGUUCAGGAGACAUAAAGGCUGUGGAGAAUGGACAAGAUCGCGCUGAAAUGGCCAGAGUAAAAGCUGAAAUCAGUCCAUUCAAGGAGAACAUGCUGAAAGCUUGCCAAAUGCAUGUCAAUGGCACUCGUAAUGCCAACCAAGAAAUAAAUUACCACGAAUCUGCUAAAGAAACAAUGCUAGAGAACUUGAUGCAAAAUAAUAAGAAACUAAUUAAGUUACGGGCAAAAAAGAAGAAAAAGAAAAAAAAGAAGUUGAAAGAUAUUCUGAAUGAAAAUCUACAGAGAAAACUUGAUGACUUGCAAAGAAAGCGUGAGAUUCAUCUUCAUCCAUUCAAAUCUUACAAAUCUGAGAUCCAGAACAAGUUGUUUAUAAUUAAAAAGAAAGCAAAACACAAGAAGCACAAAUCUGGAAAAAAAUCUGUAUCUAAAAAACCAAUCACAAAGAAGAGGAAAGAUGUCAUAAAGUCUACCCUACCGGAAUUUCAGCUUAUUUGCACUAAUCUUGAUGAACUCAGGGAAUUAAUCACAAAGAUUGAGAAUGAACUCAAAGAUCUGGAGGACAUUAAAAAGAAAUCGGGAAGAUGGUACCACCGGAAGCAAGCAGUAAAGGAAUUGCAUGGUACGUUGGUACGACUGCUUAAUGAACUGUUACCAUGGGAACCAAAACUAAUGAAAGCAUUUCAAAGAAACAGGUCUAGGUUGAAGAAGGACUAUGAUGACUUUAAAAGACAUCCAGACCAUGAUAAAUUCACCAGGGAAUUGUGGAGUAAUGAUGAAAGUGAAGUUGAUUCUGGCAAAGAUUCUUUUGCAGUAGUUUGCAGUAAAUCUUUGGAGUCUGCAGAACACGUGGAAGUUCCCAAAAAGGUUCACCCAGACAAUGAUGAAAUGCAACUAUUGGAGAUGAAUUUACCUGCAGGAAAAAACAGAAUUCUGAAGAAAGAAUCAACUUUUAAAGACACACAGAAGACACUGUCCAAAUGUAUUAAACGACAGUCCAAGCAAACUAGUUGUCUGGAUCAAAGCACUAAUGAGCUUUCGCCAAGGAAGAAAGCUAAGCUGAGUGCUAAUGAGGUUGUUGUACAGAGUUCAGAAAGUAGCCUGCAACCAGAGAGUUGUUUGACUGAGCUGAAACAAUUUGAAGGGUCAACUCUAGAAUCAUUUUCCAUGACAGAUCCUGCAGCAUCAGUGUCAAACUUUCUAAAAGGGACCAAACCCAUCCAGGCCUUGCUUGCCAAGAAUACUGGGAACAAAGUGACCUUAACAAAUCAACUGUCACCUCCCCCAAACAUAAAUAUAUCUACUUCUGAAAAGCCAGUUUUAUCGCCUUUGGAAUCAUCACUGGUAAAAACAGCAUUGCCCUGCCAGACCAAUUCAAAGACUCCUUUACAAAUGAUAUACAAAAUGACAAAUGGCCACUGCAUACCAAUAGACCUUCACAACAGCUCUGUGAAAAUUCAGAAACAACCUGUGAUUGACCCUAACACUGGAGAAAAAUUCAUGCAACAAGUUCUUAUUUUACCUAAGAAUUUUCUUGUUCAGCAGAAGGAAGGAAAAAUUGUGUCCAAGGAUAUUCAGUCACUACAACAAAAAUCAUCUGAACUGCACUGUACAACUUUACCAGAAAUAUCAAAUGUCAGUGUUUCUUUAACACCUGUUCUGGUAACAGGCCCUGCAAAUGCUAAUACUCAGUCACCUAGUACUAUUUUUAACAAGAACUUUUCACAAGCAAUUGGUCCCAUGAACACUACACAACCAUUGCCUGCUGUAACUUCAGCAGGUAGCUUACCAGCAUCAACAGUUAAGGCGAACCAAGCUGAAACUGACAAAAUCAAGACUGCAGUUUCAACUCGCACCUUCCCUGUGUCUUUGGCUUCACCUACUCCUUCCACAGCUAGCCAGUCUUUGAUAUCAGCAACAGCAUUAAGUGGGUCUAGGAACACUGCUUCUGCCUGUCAUGGUCUUGCGUCACAGCAGACAACUGACUCCUUUGAAACCAGGCAAGAGCUGAAGACAGUGUGUAUAAGAGAAUCACAAUCUAUUCUGGUCACAACACGAGGUGGAAACACAGGAAUCGUUAAAGUGCAAACAAACGCAGACCAGAUUUCACCUACUAGUUUAUCUUCUAGCUCAGUUUUCACAUACACACCUCAACUUCAGGCCUUUCUUGUGCCAAAAACCACAGCAUUAUCAUGCUCUACUCUUCCAUCUGUAGCAACAGCCAUAUCUGGUCUCCCACAUAUUGGACAAUUGUCUCUUUCUGGAUUUGCCUCCUCAACAGCUUCUUCUGUUAACAUUCCAGCCUUCCCAGCUAGUUUUACCCAGACAAUGGAGAAAAAUAUAAAAUUCGCAUUACAGCAGCCUGCUGUUGGAGGCACUUUUGGUCAAGUAAUAGAGAAUUCCUGCCAUGUGUCCUCUCCUUCUUUAUCCUCCAUUUCAUUAGCUAGCAACUUGGUGUCAGCAACUCCAAACAGUCCUGUCAGUGUGACUAGGACUGGACAAAAUACUGUUGUAACUCCAACUUCUUUCGUGCAGCAACAAGGUGAUGCUAAAACUAAACCAAAUUUUGUUAUACAGUCUGAGUCUAAUUCAAAUGGGGAUUUGAUCAGUGGUACUCCAGUCCAGAAACUUACAUUAGUCACAAAUCCACCUAUUUUAUCACCCUGUGGGUCAUCAGGAGUCAGUAUUAUACCUCCUCCAGCAUCAACUGGUGUUAAUGCUCAGAAACUGGUUUUCAUGAACACACAAAUUGCCAAUGGCCCAUCAACCACCAAUCUGGUUGCAGAGUCAUUGCAACAUAACCUUCCUUCUCCCCUAAACAAAACCUUUGUUAGUGCCACAGAACAGCCACAGUUGGUUCUGAUCCCAUCUACAGUAGGAGCACCAAUAAGAAUAAAUUCAUCAUCAACUAUUGCUCAAGUAAAAGAUGUGAAAGUUGGACUAAAUAUAGGUCAAACCAUUGUAAAUACUAAAGGCAGUGCACAGCAGGCUCCUCCAGUUAAUAUACUGCACUCUGCCAUUUCUAAGGGAGAAGACAAGAAGCCCGUGGGCUUGGUGCUGUCUUUGACAAGUUCUAGUCCUUUGGUUCCUGUUCCAAGUUUUGCGAGUCAAAGUGUUGUGUCAGUUAGUGAACCUGUAUGUCUUGCAGCAAAAGCUGAAAACGCCUUUACAGUAACAACAGCAAAUGCGUGUGUAGAAUCUGUUUCAGUAACAUCAAGUGGGACUUCUGGGACACGCCCCAGUGUUUUGAUUGGUGGAAAUGAUCCCUCAAGAAUAAGGCCAGUUCUGGGUAAUCGACUGUGUACAUCAAAUAUUGGAAGUACUGUGGGCAUAUCAACUGUGAAAACAGGGCAUCUUGCUUCAUCUGUGCUGAUUUCAACAACACAGCCAACAGUAUCUCCUCAAAACUUAGCCUCUGCUUUGCAAUUUCCAGUCAUUAGCUUGCCUGGAUCUGUAGCCACCUCCCACCAAGUGUUACGUACGGUUCCUCAGUUGACAGCAGUUCCAGCUCCUCCUCCAGUACCAAAAAGCCAAUUGCCGACACUGCUUCAGUUUCAGUCAUCGGGAGGUUCAGCUGCAAUGCCAAGUAAUGCAGGUAUUCACAAACCUCAGAGUGCGUUGUCCCCUCCAUCACAAAAUACAGGUAAAGUCAUUAAUUUUCAUAGUUUUAAUUCCCUGCAAUGCCAGCGGGUGGCUCCCAGUACAGACAAAAAGAGUCACACUUACGCUUGUGCUUCUACUGUUCAGACAUCUGCAGCUUCACCAACUGUAACAAGUAAGGCAGGAGGCCAGUUGAAUGAACCUUGCAUUCAACAGAAAAUAGUCAUUAACACCUGUAUGCCCUUGGCACCUGGAACUCAGAUAAUGAUUAAUGGUACUUGUUUUGUUGUUCCACCACAAGGCCUUGGAGCUGGCAGCCACGUUCUUCUUCUCUCUUGUAAUACAAAACAAACUCCUCCUUUGACUAUUAACCGUGGUCAAGAGGCUCAAAGUGUACCAAUUCCUAAUCCAACAACUUCAAAAAUCAUGCUAGCGCCAAGUAAUUCAUUAAGUUGGCAAAUAUCAAAACAUCCUUUGAAAAGCUCAACAAAAAUUGUGAACUCUUUUGAGUCUGCAGAUGGUUUACCCAUCGUACGUGCAACACCCCAGACAUUUAGUACUCCAGCUAGCUCAUCUACUCCACUGUGUGCAGCGACACCAUCUGUGUCUUCAGUGAUAAAAUCUCCAGUUAGUGUUGUAGCUGCAUCUUCUGAUUCCGCUGUUCAUCCUCUGAACUCUCGUUUACCAAACAACACUUCAGUGACACACUUAGACACUUCUAUCAAAAAACUGUUGGUCAGUCCAGAGGGAGCUAUUUUGAAUGCUAUCAACACUCCAGCCUCAAAAGUUUCUUCUCUGUCUUCAUCACUGCCUCCUGUUGUUGUGACCACAAGCAGAAGUCCUACCACUGUCUUCCCUGCAUCUCAGUCAUCUUGCCUUGAUAAACCUGACGAAGCUGCAUCUUGAAUUUACUGCAAAUGAGCCACUUCGGAGUUUUGGGGCAUUCUUCUGACUUUGGAAGUUGUAACUGUUUAAUAGUUUCUCACGUUGUUUGCAAAAGUCGUUUUACUCAAAAUGACUUAAGAUUACUGUUCUUUCUGGUUUACCUAUGGGGAUUAUGAAGAAGAAAAAUAUAUUUAGUUUGCCAGAGUGAUGUUUUCAGAGAGUUCUUCAGUAAAAGGUCAGAAAUUACCAAUGAGUUCAUUAAACGUUUUAGUUUGGAGAAAUGUAGCCUUUUGCACAUGUUCCAUCUUACAGUACGGACUGUUUGCCCGUGUGUUUAUGACAGUAUAUACCACCUUUUUGUCAAAUUUAUUUUUUAUUUGUUUCUGUUAAAAAAAAUAUGCAUUAUAAAAAUGCAGGCUAUGGUAUAGAAUUGUACAUAUUCAUGACUUCCUAACAAUCUGUACUAAACUAUAUGUACAAAGAACAAUGCUGUCUUAUUUAUGUUUUGUUUACAUAAUGUAUAGUUUUUUAAGUAUUUUAGUAACUUUGGACCAGUGUACUGUUUAGCAACAAUGCAGAAAAAUCUGCAUAUAAUAAAUCAAGUUGCUGUACUGCUUUGUCUUGGCAAUAGUUUAAAAAUGUGUGUAUCUGUUACACCAUGGCAGAAUACAUAUCUAUACAUCUUCCUACUUAAUGCAGAUGCAUCUCAGCUCAGCUAUAUUCCUGCAUCUCAGGAAUAUAGUGGAAUGAAAUUAUUUCAUCUCUUCUUGUGGUUUAAGUUUCAUGUGAUUUGAUAGAGUUGGAAGGAAGGCCGUCUUCUUCAUCUUCUAAUACAUGGUGAGAUAACCCAUACUUCAUCCAGUCUUAAUAAUGUUUGCUUAUAUUGCCUAAAAUCUCCAGUGGUGUGGUAAGGCUAAAAAUGGUUUCCCAGAUACCAGUCUAAGUGACACUGGUUGCUGUUCCAUGUUUGGUUGCUACCAUGUUUUGUCAUAAAGCUCAUAGAUCUGUUAAACAGUUUGUUAUUCUCUUUUUAUAGCCUUCUGUGCAUUUCCACGUAUUUGGUCACUCUUUAAUUUUCUGUCUAGCCAUAACAAGCUACUCGUUUUUUCCACCGGUGAUGUUUUCUAGAUCUGUAUUUUUUUCUUUAGCUUUUAAUGGUCUGUCUGAAAGGAUAGUGCUAAAACAUCACGCAGUACUAAAGGAGGCCUUAUGAAUGCUCUGAGUGGGAAUAAUGCACAUAUUUCAUAAACCUUUGCUUUUUAUGCAGUAUAUUCACUGUUUGUUGGAUUAGCUUCAGCUUUUGAUAUGAUGAAAUGCUUGGAUUGUUUUCUGCAGAUCACCUGAGUUUACAGGUCCCUGCUGCAGUGUUCGUAGAAAUGGUGAAGUGUUUUGGUAUGUUUUGAGACUUAGCAUAUGCAGAAAGAGUACUUGUCUAGCUGCUCUUAUUUUAUGGAAGAUGAUAUUUUAGAAGUGCUCUUUUAAAAUCUAAAGUCAUAGUCUCUGUUAUGUGCUUGGAAGAUUCAGUCUUACGCUGAACAUCUUUGUAUGUGUGGGAUUUUUUUUGUUUAGUUGUUUCAGGGGUUUUGUGAUUUUUUUUGGUUGGUUGGUUGUUUUUUGGUGGUGUUGUUUUAUUUGGGUUUGGUUUAGGUUUUUUUAUAGACACUAGAAGGGAAGAUUUCUAAAUAACCCAUGAAUGUUAGUUGCCUUUUUAAUAGCCAUGACUUUAAAAGGGGAUAAAAGCUUGCAAAUCUGUAUUUAGUAGCAUUCUUAGACUGAUUUUCGUCAAGACACGGCUUAAACUUUUGCUCCUCAUCUUGUCGAGUUUUCUCUUUCCCCUCCCCAUUUGCUAUGCACAGUUUGGCAGUUUGGAUCUUGCAUUGAAGAAUAAAACCACAGCUUACUCCCUCUGUGUUGGCUGCCUUUCAUGUUGUUUUGAAAAGUAAUCUGGUAACUACUUCACUAGGGCUCUGGGAAAGUACGUGGAGGAAAGGCUUGUGCCCUCCACAGGUGCCUUCCCUUUCUGCGCUAACUACAAUUUUGAAUGGGAAAUGGCUUCAUUCUGGAUCAGAAAUCCCCACCCUAACUCAGGACUGGGAAAGGUGGAAGCCAGCAGUCUUGGGGUGAGGGAGGGUUUGGUUUUGUGUUAGAAAAAGCUACCUGGUGCACUUUUCUUACCUCUCAUUUAAGGUGUUACGUAAUCAGUUUUGAAAAUACCUAGUAGUAUAUGGUGUCUGCCUGCCAGAGUUUGCAAUAUUAAGGCUUUUUAAAUCUGACUGCAUUUUGCAGUUGAAUGCUGCAGGUGACUUUUCCAACAGAGGAAGAUGGCGGAUUAUGACAGUUUAUUCACGGACAGUUUACAUACUCUAAACCAUAUAUACCAGCAACACGUUUUAUUUCCAUUUCACUGGUGGAACCUUGGGAUGGACUUCCUUGGAUUUUUCGCUCCUUUUAUAAUGGCUGGUUUUCCUUUUUAAUUUUUAUUUAUGUUUGUUGUAAUGUGAGUAUGUACAUUGUUUGGAAAACUUAAGACUAGGUUCUACUAUUGCAGGCAGCCUGGAUGGAGAAGAAAAUCUUGCAUGACAUUUUUCUGUGUUCUAAUGUAAUAGAAAGAUUUAUGCUAUAAUUAAUUCCAAUAAAGACCAAAGUUAGAAAAGCUUAA
Molecule: messenger RNA, 9114 nt
Organism: Columba livia (rock pigeon)
Lineage: Eukaryota; Metazoa; Chordata; Aves; Columbiformes; Columbidae
Gene: BRD10
Product: bromodomain containing 10
Exons: 8
Coding region: 243-6476 (2077 amino acids)
Molecular function (GO): protein binding
Source: RefSeq, a predicted model, not a curated record